Molecule: messenger RNA, 2826 nt
Organism: Andrographis paniculata
Lineage: Eukaryota; Viridiplantae; Streptophyta; Magnoliopsida; Lamiales; Acanthaceae
Product: PWWP domain-containing protein 5-like
Exons: 2
Coding region: 250-2508 (752 amino acids)
Source: RefSeq, a predicted model, not a curated record
GCAGCAUCUCAAGAGCAAUAGCACGUGACGGGGACACGUGCCCAAACAUACCCUUUUUAUGAAAAAUAUGGCUUCAUUUUGGAGGCACCUCCCGAUAGCGCAGAGAGGCGUAAACUUUGAAAAAACGAAGAAGAACGGAGGGAGAAAAAAUUGCGAUUCUCCCGAUUUCGGAGCUUGUUUCGCACUUGCGCGAAGGAAUUUGAACUUCCUUUGAAGUCUCAGUCAUCUCAAUCGCCUCAGGGUUUAUUGAUGUCUAAACAAAUGGGGGUUGGUGACUUGAAUUUCGGGAUUUUCAUGGCGGAUUUGGGGGACUCAAAGGGUGGACUGAGAGUUGGAAUGGUUGAAGGUUCAGAAUCCAAGUCCGUUGCGGAGAAUCCUAUUGAUAAGGUGGAUGUGGGAAAUGGUGGUAGGGUUCCGGAGGAUUCAAAGGUUUUGGAUGUGACAUCAACUAAUGGAAGUGGGAUGAAUGCUUUUGAAUCUGGCAGCAUAGAACACAAUGAUUUGUACGGUGGUAGUAGAAGUGGAGUGGCAGAUAUGAAAUUGAGGAGGAAUAAUGGAUGGGAGUCAUGGGGUGUUAUGGAUAUGGUAGGAAGGGUUCUAGGUGGAAACUUAAAUAUGGAUAAUGAGGCUGAUGUAAUGAAUAUUCCAGAAAAAGAGCCGGCGGCUGCGAAUCUAGAGUUGGAUGUGAAUAGGUGGCAAGGUAUGAUUGGAGAGUCGAUGCCUAACUACGAAUUUGGCAUUAAUGAAACUCUUAUUGGGAAAGAUUCUAGUAAGCUGGAUUUUGAAUCUAGAGAUGAGGCAAACGGUUUAAAUGGAAACCGAAAGUUGACCUCCUUCGAAAUGGUGCCAGAUGGCGGAAUGGAAACUGAGAAAGUAGAUUCUAAGGAUGACGUAACGGCGCCCUUAGAACAUAUAGAAUGUAUAACUGAAAGGGAAGGGGAGUAUCACGUGUCAGAUUUAGUGUGGGGCAAGGUUCGUAGCCAUCCUUGGUGGCCAGGCCAGAUAUUGAAUACUUCAGCAGCUACAGAUAAAGCGAAAAAACAUUUCAAGAGAAAUACCUACUUGAUAGCAUAUUUUGGGGACCAGACAUUUGCAUGGAAUGAUGCAUCAAAAAUCAAGCCUUUUCAGAUGCAGUUCUCGCAAAUGGAGAAACUGAGCAAUGUGGAUGGGUUUUGUCACGCUGUGGAAUCUGCGCUGAAAGAGGUUUCUCGAAGAACUGAACUUAGUCUGUCAUGUCCAUGCUUGCCCCAGGAGGUGUAUGAUAUGAUAAAGUUCCAAGUGUUAGAAAAUGCUGGUAUUCGAGAAGAAUCUAGAAGAAGAGCUGGUGGGGACAAUAUGUUGAGCGCAACGUCAUUUCUACCUGGAGAGCUCAUGCAGUUCCUGGGAUCAUUGGCACAAUCCCCUGUUUGUGGACCUGAUAGAUUACAAUUGACAGUUGCAAAAGCUCAACUGCUGAGCUUCAAUAGAUGGAAGGGUUUCUAUGAUCUUCCUAUUUAUGAAGAGUGUGGUAGAUUUUUGGAGGAUGGUUCUGAAGUUAUUAUGAAGAAAGACGUAAAAGAAUCACUUCAAGGGCCUGAUUUGGAGAGCAGCAAUAAUAGUCUUUCCAAAAAGAGAAAGAUUGCUCAAGAUUUCUUCUCUCGGAAGCGCAAAGGCAUUUCUAGUGAUGAAGAGAGACAAAGGAGAAAAGGAAAACGACCAUCUGCCUUGAUGUCCUCAAGAAGCUCAAGCAAACUUCAUGAAAGGAAGCCCACAAGUCGAAAAAUCAUUCCGUCUGUGAUUCUCUCAGAGUUAACCAUUGCUGCUAAAAAUCCCAAGGAGGCUUCUAAGUCUGGGCUUUCAUUACCGGGCUUUCUUAGUGAAUUUCGGAAUACAAAUUGUCUAGAAAAAUCUAGCCCAGGAUGCACCACACAAGAUGCUGUAGAACACAAGGGGGAAAUACCAUCCAAUCUGGGAGCUGCAGAUAACUUUGGAGUAGAUGGUUCAGAGGAUUCGUACUGGCCUGACAGAAUCAUUCAGAGCUACCCUGAACAUCAGGAGAUUCCGUUAACUGACAAUCUGAGGGCUGCUGAAUUAGAAGCCAAUACUGACCCAGUUUUGAAUUUGGUGGAUAAUAUCAAGGAAAGGGACAUUGGUUCUACUGGUUUGGAUGGAGAAGGCUCUUCCCUCCCAAUGAAAGAAGCAUCUGAGGAAUAUUUUCCAACGGGUUUGAUCCUUAACUUUACUUCUUUGGAGUCUAUUCCACCAAUAGAAAAUCUGAAUGAGAUAUUUCGUCGAUAUGGGCCUCUGCAAGAAGAAGAUACUGAGGUAUUGACGAAAAGCAAGCGUGCAAAAUUGACAUUCAAGAGGAGGGAGGAUGCUGAAACUGCUUUUAGCAGUACUGGAAAAUAUAGCAUUUUUGGGCCUUCGCUUGUAAGUUACCGCCUCAAUUAUACCCCAUCAUCUCGAAAGUCUCGUGCAAAGGCAAAGCAACUGAGGAAAAAAGGAAAAUCCUUGAAAGUUGAUGCUUGAAUUGAAGAGGACUAGAUGUACAAUCUACCCUUUAUCUUCUCGUAAAAUCUAGCUUUUAUUUCUAACAUUGUUGGAAGGCAUGCAUACAGACUACAGAGAUUAGAUGGCUAGCAGCUGACUUAUUGUUUAAUUUAAGUGUGGUUUACCGAGUAGUCUCAAUAAGUUUUAUCUAAAUAUAAACUGCAUAUGGAUUUACAGUUGUGGUGGAUGUAACUAUAGACAUCUUGUCUGAUAGUUGUUUUGAAGCUAGACACACAACGUGUUUGCUACUGCUUGAUAUGUUUUGUCAUUUCAUUUUAAAUGUGUUGAUUAUUGACU